AUGAUGGAGAAGUCUCGUAUUCUCGUCCUUAGUGCUUCGGGCUACAUUAAUAAAGCGGCGGUUCGGUUCUCAGCAGUACGGCAUGAGUCGCAAGGCGACAUUUUGCAGAAACAUGGCGUAAAUACAGUUUUGUUCCCAGGCCUCGACGAUGUCAAUUUCGUGCAGCGAGUUGCCGCCCAAAAUGAUAUUGUUAUCAACACUGCCAAUACUUUCCAUUCGUCGGUUGCCAAAGCCAUUAUUGAGGGGCUCGCAGCUAGAAAGGAAGAAACCGGUUAUCCAACUCAUCUAAUCCAGACUUCAGGGUCGGGUAGCUUUGCCGACAAUCAUGUCAGUCAACGAUAUAUCGAAACAAGAAUACUAUCGGAUAAAGAUGACAUAUACGAGUACGAAAAGUACCGGGAGAAAAUUGAGCCAUUUCCCCAACGAAGCACGGAUGUUACCGUUGUUGAAUACGGUCAACAACUAGGAGUACGUACCUAUAUCGUCUCGUCCCCAAUCAUAUACGGUCUGGGCUCUGGCUUUUUCAACCGACGCUCGAUGCAGAUCGAGGCCUUGAUCCGAGAUGCCCGCCAGGAUGGGUAUGUCAGUCAAGUCGGUGACGGCAAAGGAGAAUGGGAUUACGUUCAUAUCGAUGACCUUGUUGCCCUAUAUGAGCUCCUCGUCGUCCACAUCCUGAAAGGCGACGAUAUUUCAUUCAACGCGGCAGGCUACUACUUCAGCGAAACGGGCUAUGUGAGCUGGAAAGAAAUCUCCCAACACAUCGCUCAGGUAGGAAAAGAGUUGGGUCUGCUGAAGACGGAUAACGUCAAAGAACUGACGUUGGAGGAGGCUUCUGAAAAGUUGCUGAAGAGGGGGCCCGAUGUCGCUGAACUUGGCUGGGGCUCCCGGUCAAGGACUCGCGCAGAUCGAUCUCGCGAGAUUGGCUGGCAGCCAAGUAAGAUGGUAGAUGACUUCCUCUCCAACUUCAAAGAUCUUUGGGAAACACUCGAAUAG
This is a messenger RNA of Fusarium sp. VM40, 993 nucleotides long. The record is from the annotation of a GenBank genome assembly. NCBI's taxonomy places the organism in Eukaryota, Fungi, Ascomycota, Sordariomycetes, Hypocreales, Nectriaceae.